CUUAUCCACUAUCUCAGGUGGUCCAUUUUUCACGUUUGCAGCGCCACUUCGUCGAACGUUUCUGCUCGUAUGCUCUAUACUUGAACUCAAGACCAUGGGCAAGAGAAAAAGAACAACGGAUGAGAUCUGUGAGCCGCAAAAUGCCUUGUUGCCGCAGAAAAAACACUACAGGCAGCGAGCGCACGCAAACCCCUUUUCGGAUCACUCGCUGGAAUACCCUGCAGCGCCCUCGACUCUGAACUGGGAUGUGUACUUUCCGGCGUUUUCUAGCUCAGGAAAGACGCCCGAGUUUGCUGAUAUAGGCUGUGGCUUCGGUGGUCUACUCAUUUCCCUCGCUACGUUGUACCCGGAGACAUUGAUGCUUGGUAUGGAAAUACGUGUUCAAGUAACGCAGUACGUUGAAGAUCGAAUCGCUGCCCUUCGUGCCACAUCGUCUGGUGCAAACUAUCAGAAUGUCUCCGUUGUACGAGCAAACGCUAUGAAAUUCCUUCCAAAUUUUUUCCCAAAGCACUCCCUAUCUGCACUAUUCUUCCUCUUCCCGGACCCUCAUUUUAAACUUCGUAAGCAUAAGGCUCGAAUCAUCUCUCCAACAUUACUUGCAGAGUACGCGCAUGUCCUUCGUCCCGGAGGAAUCGUCUACACCAUCACCGAUGUACGCGACCUUCACGAAUGGAUGAAAGCGCAUCUGGAGGCUUUCCCCCUAUUCGAAAGCGUUGACGAGGAAACCCUACGGCAAGAAGGGCGCGGUCCCAUCAUUGAUGCUGUAUACACCAGCACCGAGGAGGGCAAAAAAGUCGAACGAAAUGCUGGCGAAAAAUGGCUCGCUUGUUUUCGAAGAGUAGAGGCUCGACGGAACGUGGAUGCUUAAGACCACAAUACUUGUCACUCUUGUAGGUUACAUAUCAAAUCAAGCAUUGUCGUUUUUAGGAGGUUCCCUAUGUGCGAUUAACCCUAUCGUAUUUACUAGGACCCUUGUCCUGCAGUCGAUAGCGUCUUUCAUUUCUGUAUGAAGAACCUUGCCUGCUUCUGCUGCAAGCUUCAGUAGUUCUUCAAAGCGGUCCACGUGAAGACGAGAUUCCAUGGUCACAAGGGUGACUCUGUUCGUCUUGGGCAUAACCGCGAUUGUCACAUGAGGGAUGUCGUUCUCUUCUAAGGUCGUGAGAUCCAGCAUGGGGGACACGGAAUGUACGCCACCAGUCACCGCACAGACAAAAUCGUAGAGAGGGAUACCGGCGGUGAUGAGGGCGAUGGUGGUGGCAUUUAUGCAUGCUUGAAGCAAUCCACCGUCUUGCUGAACAACCUGCACGUAUACGUUGAUCUCUGAACGCGGGUAAAGGUGGGUUUGUAUGACAGGGUCAAACGUAGACUUGAUGGUAGCGGCAAGCUCGAGGUUGCGUCGAUCAGCACGACCUCUCCUCCGCCUCUCUCCAGAGCUAAACGCAGCGACGCUGACUUCGACAUUGAUAUUUGCUCGAUCGUGGAUAGUUUGUGAUCGCAUCUUGGCUUCGCGGGGCCCAAAGACGGAGACGAGAACUUGAGUCAGUCCAUGGCUGACAGAAGCGGAGCCAUCUGCGGUGCCUUGGGAAGAGAAGUCGAUGCUAAUGUCGCGAAGCUCGUAUUGGCGUCGGCCAUCAGAGCGAUACCCU
Messenger RNA from Coniophora puteana RWD-64-598 SS2, 1646 nucleotides. Its product is annotated as putative methyltransferase. The coding region runs from base 95 to 868 and encodes 257 amino acids. Gene Ontology annotation, biological process: RNA (guanine-N7)-methylation; tRNA methylation. The transcript has 4 exons. Gene Ontology annotation, molecular function: tRNA (guanine(46)-N7)-methyltransferase activity. Lineage: Eukaryota; Fungi; Basidiomycota; Agaricomycetes; Boletales; Coniophoraceae. Gene Ontology annotation, cellular component: tRNA methyltransferase complex. The record is from RefSeq and is a predicted model, not a curated record.